UAACCACUGUCUGUUUAUUGCAUAGUAGCUUCUACGAUCAAGGAGUUGUUGUUCAGCAGUCUCCCGUCCUCGUCUUCACUUAGGAGGCCAGGCAUCGAUCCAUAAGCUGAGUUAAAGGCAUACAGUAGAAAGUGAAGUCAUUUGUCUCUUUGACCAGUUACAAGUCGGACCAACAAUUCUCACGGGCAGAAGUAUAGGUGAUUCAGUGCAGAGAAGACGAAUUCAUCAGCCCCAUAAACAAAGGACUGACAAUUUCAAUCAGAUUGCUAAAUACGAAACGUAAGUUCAAGGAGGAGAAAGAUUACUGUACUUUAUCAAGAGAACACAACAGAAGCUGACCAGGCCUCCUUAUAGUUCAAAAAGUCUUUCCACAGUCCUUAUGGCGGACUGCCUUUAUCUGCUUUAUAAAUGUUCUUCCUCUUGGACAGCUGUCAACUCGCUUCCUUUCACCACCCACUUCUUCCUCUCUUUGCUACCCGAGUGUUGACAGGAAUUAUCUACAGGUUCCAGCUAGGUUUGGCUCACUGGGCUCUGAGUCUGCAGAGCUCGUGUUCUGAGUGGGCUCGCAGCAGGGAAGGUCCGGGUAGGUAGGGUUUGGGCAGCGCCAUCCAUUGCCUGCUAGGCGGUACCCUGCGCCACCAGUCACCUCUGCGAGCGUCUGAGCGCCCUCUGGCGAGGAGGAAGUGUCUUUCUCUUCUAGCUGCGAGAGGUGAGCUGCGAGAGGCUCAACCUCGGGUAAUGAAAUCCAGGACACCCAUAGCCCCGCCCACCACGCAGUUCCUGUCACGUGCCCCGGCGCUGUCCAAUCAGCGCCCUGAAGCUCCCGGCUUGUGAUUCAAACUGCGGCGCGUGGAACGAAACAGUGGAGCUUUUCCGGGCCAGGAUGCCUUUACGGAAACAUCGUUGUCGGUUCAAGAGUUAUGAGCAUUGCUUCACGGCAUCGGAGGCUGUGGACUGGCUGCACGAGCUUCUGAGAAACAGUCAAAACUUUGGCCCCGAGGUAACUCGCAAGCAAACAGUCCAGCUGCUGAGAAAAUUCCUCAAGAAUCACGUUAUCGAGGACAUCAAGGGAAAAUGGGGCCAGGAGGACUUUGAAGACAACCGUCACCUGUACAGAUUUCCUCCUUCCUCACCCCUGAAGCCAUAUCCAAAGAAGCCCCUGUAUCAAAGAGAUGUUAUUAAGUUUCCAGAAUGGAAUGAUCCCCCGCCAGGCACUUCACAGGAGAACAUUCCAGUGAGGCCGAUUGUGAUGAACUCUGAGAUGUGGUUCAAGCGCCACAGUAUUGCUAUUGGAGAGGUGCCCGCGUGCCGUCUCAUCCACCGCAGACAGCUGACCGAGGCCAAUGUGGAAGAGAUCUGGAAGUCUACGACGUUGUCACAUUUACAGAGAAUUCUUGGCCUUGAUUCCUUGGAAGAAGUUUUAAACACAAAGCUUGUCAACUCCAAGUUCAUCAUCCAUAAUGUGUAUAGUGUCAGCAAGCAGGGAGUGGUCAUCUUGGACGACAAGUCGAAAGAACUUCCUCAUUGGGUCCUGUCAGCUAUGAAGUGUUUGGCAAAUUGGCCCAACUGUACAGAUUGGAAGCAGCCUAUGUACUUGGGAUUUGAAAAGGAUGUCUUUAAAACUAUUGCAGAUUACUAUGGCCACCUGAAGGAGCCACUGCUCACAUUUCACCUUUUUGAUGCUUUCGUCAGUGUAUUAGGUUUGCUGCCGAAGGAGCAAAUGGCAACUGAGGCGUUUCAGAUUUGCUGUCUCCUUCUGCCUCCUGAAAACAGGAGAAAGUUACAGCUGCUGAUGCGGAUGAUGGCGAGGAUCUGCUUAAACAAAGAGAUGCCGCCACUGUGUGAUGGCUUCGGCACCCGCACACUGAUGGUUCAGACAUUUUCCCGGUGCAUCUUGUGUUCGAAGGAUGAGGUAGAUUUAGAUGAGUUACUAGCUGCUCGGUUGGUGACGUUUCUGAUGGACAAUUACCAGGAGAUUCUGAAAGUCCCUCUGGUCCUGCAGACCUCCAUCGAGGAGCGUGUGGCUCACCUGCGAAGAGUGCAGAUAAAAUACCCAGGAGCUGAUAUGGACAUCACCCUGUCUGCACCUUCAUUUUGCCGUCAAAUUAGUCCUGAGGAGUUUGAGUACCAAAGGGCGUAUGGCUCCCAGGAGCCCCUGGCAGCGUUGUUGGAAGAAGUCAUUGUUGAUGACAAACUCUCCAACAAGGAGAAGAAGAAGAAGCUGAAGCAGUUUCAGAAAUCUUACCCUGAAGUCUACCAGGAACGAUUUCCUACCCCAGAGAGUGAAGCACUUCUGUUUCCUGAGAAACCCAAGGCCAAACCACAGCUGUUCAUGUGGGCACUGAGGAAACCUUUCCAGCCGUUUCAGAGAACCAGAAGUUUCCGGAUGUGAUGCUGUGACGAAGCUUGAGGGACCUCAGUGGUAGAGACACUUUGAGUCGGUUGAGACUCAAGAACGCCGUUAUAAACUACUAAAUGUGUGGCUUCAGGUCGCCCAACUCCUUAAAUGUCGAGCCGUUGUCAGUAUUUGUAUAAAUCUUGAUGCUGUUUGCAGAGAUGUACAAAUGAGUGAAUGAUCACAAGUCAGGUGUGUAGUGGUGGUGCGAAGAGGCUUGGGAUGCUUAAAAAGUCUAAAGGUAAAGUGUUCCCUUCCUGUUUGUCGUUUUCUGUGGUGUGUAAAGUUUUUGUGCAUUGCUCACCCAUGUGUCUGAAAACCAAGCCUAUGGAUACUGUACAUACUUGAAUAAGAACAACACUGUGCUGUUACUGUGGUAGCAUCAACCCAGCUGCCAGUUGUGAUCUCUCCUGUGUAAAUCCCAUGGUUUUAUUGUCGUUUGCUUUUAUUUUUAUUUCUUCUUGUUUUGUUACUGGGAAAAGUCCUCGUGUUUUGCACUGUGAUAUCUGUGUCUUUUAGUGCAGAUUUGCCUGUUGCUCUUUGAGUACCCGUAUGCGGUCUGGGUCUGCGUGUGUGUGGAUGUGGAAUAGUAUGCAUCUGCCCACGGUCCUGUAAUUUGAGUCUCAGCUAAAGAUGGAAGGUUGAGCAGGAAGAAUUCUUUGGGCUCCCUUGGACCUGUACAUCUAAAUUAAGUCUUUGGUUUUAUGAAAAGUAUAAAUGGGUUGAGUAAGAUGAAUUACUUUCUUUAUGAAUAUAUUUUUCAGCUUCUUCAUUGUUUUAAAAAUACAUGGAAUGUAAAUAAAUACUGAUUUUUUUUUAUAUAUA
Messenger RNA from Rattus norvegicus (Norway rat), 3220 nucleotides. The record is from RefSeq and is a predicted model, not a curated record. NCBI's taxonomy places the organism in Eukaryota, Metazoa, Chordata, Mammalia, Rodentia, Muridae.